AUGGUGAGGGAAAGCACUGUUGAUGAGAGUGGAUUGCCUUUUGGUAUACUUGAAGGUGGAAGGUGUGAAGGUGUGAAGACUGUGACAGAAGGAAGACUCUUGGCUGGAAAGGAGAAGUUCCAUAAAUCCCAACAUUGGGGCUUUUGCAACAAUGUCAGGAUGCUUCUGAGUGAAGAGAAGCCUGGAAUAGGUGGAGAGCUGCUACCUGGGCAAAAGAUAAAGCCGAAACACACUGUGUAUCCCAAAGGAGAUGGAGACGAUGCACCAUCUUGGGUGGCUUUUGAUAAGCAGGUAUUAUCAUUUGAUGCAUAUUUGGAAGAUGAAGUGCCUGAUAAAAGGCAAGAAAGCCAUAGAAUAAGAUACUAUAAAAUCUAUUUCUACCCUGAAGAUGACACCAUUCAAGUAAAUGAACCAGAACUGAUAAAUAGUGGACUGCCUCAAGGCACUUCUAUCAGGCGUCAUCAGAUUCCUCUUCCACCUCCUGAUGAUGAUCAAUUUUAUACUGUGCAUCACUUCAAUAUCAGCAUAGAUGUUGUCUUCUAUGGACGCACGUUCAAGAUUUAUGACUGUGAUCCAUUCACUAAAAACUUCUUGAAGAAAAUAGGAAUCAAAUUGAAUCCUCCAGGACAGCGUCCAGUAGAUCCCUACAUGAAAAUGUGGAGAGAGACAUUAGAUUUCAUGCAACCCUUUCAUCCAUAUCAGCCUUUUGACAUCCAGAAACCGGCCCUCCAGUAUGAUGGGAAGGUUUUACGUUUCUUCUGCCUGUGGGAUGACUCAUCCUCAAUGUUUGGAGACCGUAGAGAAUUAGUCUUGUAUUACUUCCUGUGUGAUGGUACUAUUAAAAUCGUAGAAAUAAUUCCAAUUAAUUCAGGCCGGGAUGCUAAGCCAUUAUUCCUCCGGAGGAGUAAGCUUCCUAAGUAUGGCCCAACCAGAAUCUAUCAACCAGGCCAGAUAACCGAUCGAGCAGUUCUCAAUGUGUAUGGGGACUUAUCAGAGUGGCGAGCAGAUUGCUACCUGUGGGAUAAAUACCAGCUAGGAAAAAUUGAGCAAGAGUUUUACACAGACCGGGACCUGUCUAUAGGUGCCACCAUCAAUGUGUGGGGAAGAAAAGUCCUCCUUUGUGACUGCGAUGAGUUUACCAAGACCUAUUACAAGACAAAGUAUGGAAUUGAUAACUUUACGCCCAUUCCAUGCAAGCCUCCUCCUCUUCCAAAAAUAGAAAGGAAAUAUCCACCUUACAAUGGCUUUGGAUCUGAAGAGGAUUCUUUCCGUUCCUGUGUAGGCCUCAAGCCCACACCUCAUCGGAAGAACUUCAGAAAACUCAUGGAACUAGACAGCUAUGGAAACAUAAGCAAUAUACUCCGGUAUUUUGCAAAACUAAUCACAGACAAAUGUGCUGAUAUGGACAGGAUGUUUGUUAUUGCAUAUUAUCUUGGCGAUGACACGCUUUCAGUGUUUGAACCUAUAGAGAGGAAUUCAGGGAAUGCUGGUGGGAUGCUCUUAAAAAGAAGUCGUGUGAAAAAGCCUGGACAAGAAGUCUUUAAAAGUGAAUUUUCAGAAUAUAUCAAGGCUGAAGAGCUCUAUGUUGGUGCCAUUGUGAAUAUCAAUGGCUACCUGUUUAUUCUGCUUAAUGCUGAUGAGUAUACCUUAAAGUACAUGGAGAAUAAUACAGACAAGUUUCCAUAUAGCAACUUUGAACUUGCCAUACAAAAGCUGAAACAAGAACAAUCAAAAUUAAGAGAGAUCACCCAGGUAUUUUCAUCUGCUGACUCUAAUCACACGAAGAUGGUACCUUACAAUACAUUCAGAGAGAUCCUGAUGAACAUCACUGUGGGGAAGCUCAUAGAGCAGGAGUUCAUAACUAUUGCACGUCACUACCAUGUGCCUGAGAGCACGGAAACAGAUCUAACUUACUUAGUUGCACAGGCCCAUGAAAAGUUCAAGAAAAAUAUGUUUGAGAAUUUUGCCGUAUUCAUUUAUGAGUGUGAAUAUGAAGAUAGACAGAAAAAAGGUGUAUUACCCACCAAAGACAUUAAAAGGAUGUGCAAGUCCGCCAGACUACCUUUGAGUGAGGGCCUUCUAGAUAGCUUACUGUCUAGGUAA
This is a messenger RNA of Psammomys obesus (fat sand rat), 2103 nucleotides long. RefSeq names its product EF-hand domain containing 2 (gene Efhc2). The record is from RefSeq and is a predicted model, not a curated record. The coding region runs from base 1 to 2103 and encodes 700 amino acids. Gene Ontology annotation, cellular component: microtubule. Gene Ontology annotation, biological process: regulation of neuron projection development. The transcript is spliced from 13 exons. Lineage: Eukaryota; Metazoa; Chordata; Mammalia; Rodentia; Muridae.